AUGACGUGGUACACAUGCAGCUUUUGCAUGGCUGAAAAAAUCUUAACCAUUGAUAUCAUAGAUAUUAACGAGUGCCGGUCAAGCAACACCAAUGGAUGCAGACAUCCUGCAAGCUGCCAGAAUACUCAAGGCAGUUACAGAUGUACCUGUAGGAGUGGUUAUUAUCUGGCUAGUGAUCAAAGAACUUGUAAAGAUAUUAAUGAAUGCAUUGCAUAUCGAAACGACUGUGGUUACAAAGCUGGUUGUCAGAAUACAAUUGGAACUUAUUUAUGUACAUGUCCACAUGGAUAUUAUCUUGAUGGUGACAGAAGAACAUGUCGAGACAUCAAUGAAUGUGAAGGCAGUGACUGCGAACAGAACUGUAUUAACUACCCUGGUGGAUAUAACUGCUCUUGUUAUACUGGGUAUCGAGUUAACAGGAAUGACUACAAACUCUGCAAUGAUAUUGACGAAUGUUCUGAGAAAUUGGCAGGAUGCGCUCAAAUAUGCACCAACACUAUUGGUGGUUUUCGUUGCAGUUGUACGGCAGGAUAUCUCCUUAAUUUGGAUAAAAAAUUCUGUGAUGAUAUUGAUGAAUGCAAGGGCAAUGAACAUGGUUGUCAACAUUCUUGUGAGAAUUCAUUGGGAUCGUACAAGUGCCGAUGCAGAGCUGGUUUUCAAUCGUCCAGCGAUGGAAAAAGCUGUACCGGUAAGCCCUGUCUACCUAUUUACACGCCAGUGAAUGGUAAGAAGACCUGCUCAGGUUAUACAACUGAUGACACUUGUUCAUUUUCGUGCUUUAUUGGCUAUAAAGAAAUUGGUUCACAUACACGGAGAUGUACUGCCUCAAAACUUUGGAGUGGAAAAGAGAUGAAAUGCAAAGCGAUCCACUGCCCCGUGCCUCCAGUACCAAAAAAUGGAUUCAUUUAUUCACCGUGCAACACUCGAUUCAACUCGGAAUGUGUAGCAGGCUGCAACGAAGGAUUUUAUACAAACGAAACCGUCAAAUUAAAAUGUUCCGUGAUUGGUACUUGGGAGCAUAAACCAGUAGUAUGUAACGAAAUUAAAGUUUGUGAGCCCAAUCCUUGCCGUCAUGGAGGAGUAUGUACUACUUCAACACCCCACCAGUUCUCUUGUGAUUGCUCCAAUACGGGAUACGAUGGCAUGAAAUGCGAAGUUGGUGUCGUAGAUAUACCUGAUUAUCCAACAUUAGUCGCAGGUGUACCAGUUGAGUCUGUCGAGUUUCAAGCUUCACCGCCGGAGGAUUACGUUAUCCUCACACCUCAAAGUGUCGGGGUCGUGUUCAAGCCUCAGUUUUUAAUUUUUCAGCGAAAUGCUACCACGAAACUGUUACUAACAGUGACAGCCCGACAUUCUGGUCUUCACUACGUUCGAUACUAUUUAUCAGGCCCGAGUGCUGCUGGGUACCAGACUCCGCAGCCAAGCGCGUUUUUUGUGGAAACUGUCGAGGAAACUGGUCCGAACAAUUUCACAGCAUAUGAUAACAUGGAAUUUCCAUCUGGAUGCCACAAAUUAGAGCUUGCCAAGUGUCCGCUUUCGAAUGUAACAAUUACCGCGUAUUCCACCUCAAACUGGCUUAUGUUUGGUCCUACAGCAACAACUGAGGGUAAAGUGAGUCUGGGCAAUGGAAACGACCUCAUACCUCAUUCAAUGGCAGGUUACAGUUUCAUUCCAACGAGUCCAUCAAGUCUGGCUAACGACUGCGUAGUUAAAACACCACAUUCUUCAAAAGAACUUAUUAAACACCGUAUUCUAACUAAGUCCUUCUUGAAAGUCUUUCGCCGCAGUCUUCCGAAGUGGCUUGAUGUCAGUUUGCGUGGAAAUUAUUCUUCAACGUCAUUGGUGGAGACCGAUCUCAAAGCCUUCUACCUGACUGGAAAAGGUCUUCGUGAAGAAGCAUUUAUCGGGGGACAACCGUUGUCUGAUGACACUUUGUUUUCAUUACUAUUGUCGCCGGACAUUGACCUCAUUGUUAACGGUGAUCGUGUUUCCUUUGGAUUGAAUAACCGCAAUGCUCCUUUUUCUUUGGCCAUAGAACUCUGUGGCACACCUCCAAACAAUGUCAUAUUGCAACCGUCGCCAGACAAUUUCGAUGUGAUCAACCAACUCUCAGUAAUGAAGCGAUUACGUGAUGUUGGUUGGAGUUUUAAGAUAUUCUCUCUGCAGGUUGAGAAAUCCACGUCAAAAAAUAGCUUGACUAUGGUUGCGAAGUUUAGUAAGAAUGUAGCCGUAUCAAGUUUCGUAAAUUCUCGUGUGGAUUUUCGAGGAACUGUAGUACUUUACGUUGACAACUUGAACAAGAUCAUGGAUCUCCCGUUAGAAGAAAAAUGGGUCGUUGAGCUGUAUGGUGACAUAAAACUGACCACGGAAUACAAAGUGCAAGGAAAGAUUACAAGAUUAUCAAUUAAUAUGCCGCAAGCCAGGAGCUAUGCAACCUUCGGAGGACGGAGUCAAGAUAAUUGUUCCCGGAAAAUAAAGAAAAAUCGUGACGGAAUACUUUUUUCACAGGCCAUAGAAGAAAAUCCUUUCGCUCAAACAGAACUAAGCAAUUUUGUUGAACUUGAUCACACUAAGGACGUGUCGUGUUUCCUUAGUACAAUCUUAUAUACGGAAAAGGAAAGUAACGGCUCGCGCUAUCGAGAAACAAGUGAUGGCAUAUUUAUUAAUUUUCAUGGAAAUCUUAAGUUCGCUGCCCUGCGGUUUGACAAUUUGGAUAUAAAGUUGUCGAUUAAAAAUCCACGAUGUUCCCCUGACAACGAAAAAAGUCACCGAUUGGCUACUGCAGCUGAAUUAAGUGGGAGUUAUUUGGAAAUGGAUGGCAAUCAAAGAGAACUUGGCAUAUUUGCAAUUCAACCUGACUCAGUCGUGAGAUUACAAAUCGCGCAAGAGAAAACUACGGCUUCUCGGGGAUCUUUUACGGCCAUGGUUAAUAUCCUUGGUUUUCAAAACCAUGUAAACGUUAAUAUCACUCAAGAUGGACUUAUAUUUUAUGCCAGUGGCAAGAUUCACGGGCUGUUUGAUGCGUCUGCCACAUUUCAGUCGGACUUGACGGACUGGAAAGAUCAACGGUAUACAGCAGCGGGAGAGUUUGAAACAACCGGAAGAAGUGAUGACAUCAACAGUCUUUUAGAAAAAGAGUUUAAAAGAUAUAGUACAGAUGUUUUGAGAAAACUACAAACCAGACUUGAUCUUUCUUUGAAAACUAGAGAACGAGCAAAAUCUCGUCUUAGAGAUGUUAAGAUCCUGCGGGAAAAGUCCGUAACGAAGAUGAAAAAAAUAUUAAGAGAGCAUGGAAGAGCAGAUGACAAUUUGGGGCUGGCCAAGAAACAUUUAGAUAACCUUCUACGAUUAGCCGAGGACUAUUCCAACGAAAUUCAAGAUUUAGACGAGCUGUGCAAGUUAAAACAGUGUCCCAAAAUAUGUCAGGAAGGAAGAAUGUGUGAAACCUGUUGGGAAUAUGUAACCGCAAAAAAGACGGGGAUGUGUCCUGCAACGUGUCAUCAGACAGAUCAGAAACGAAUACCUCCAUUAAGUCAGGUCUCAAUUUGCGUGAACGAGCAUUGCAAAAGGAUUCAUACAGUACAUAGUCUUGUUGGAGAUCUUUUAGGUCUUGGAAUUGGAAUUGGAGGAUUGUUUGCAGGAAUUCCCCCUUCAGUCUCUUUCGCUAUCGGAAGAAAAGUUCAACAAUUUGCAAUUAGUGUCAAAAAAGGGGAACCGGACUUUAUGAAAAUCUUAGAAGCAGGCACCAAAUUUUUACCUGUCUUUGGUGCAUCAGAACUUGUAACUGAUUUAGUUAAAGCGGGUACGAAAGUUCUGAAAGGCGAUCGAAAUAUAUUAUCAAUAUUGGGAGACUCCGCUUUACUGAAAAACUAUAUAUCAAAUUCCAUGCAGAAAAUAAAAUUUCUCAAAACAAGUGUAAUAUUUUCGGUUCAAAAGGAUAUAGUUUCUUUUAAAAACGGAGUAAGAGCACUUGUUGACAAUCAGAUGUCUGUUUUUCGCGAUGAUAUCAUAACACCUGUUUUAAAUGAAGUAGAGCAACUAAGGAAACGAACCAAAGCAAGAGGACGGCUACUACCGCGAAGAAAAAGGGGAAUACCGUUGCCUGGUCCAGUAAAAAACCUUUUGUCAUCUUUUGAAAACCAAGUAUUAUCACUUUUGCGACAAACCAUCUCACCUUUCAAAAAAAUCAUGCUUGGACUUGUCAACAAACAAGUAUUCUCAUUAAAAAAGGAUAUUUUAAAUUUAAAACGACAGUUACUGUCCUUAUCACACCUGAAAGGUGGUAUUGUACGACAGGAUAUUUUAAAUUUAAAAAAGCAUAUUUUAGAUUUAAAACGACAGUUACCGUCCUUACCACAACUGAAAGGUGGUAUCGAACGACAGGAUAUUUUAGAUCUAAAAAAGCAAAUUUUAAAUUUAAAACGACAGUUACCGUCCUUGUCACACCUGAAAGGUGAUUUCGAACGACACGAUAUUUUAGGUUUUAAAAAGGAUAUUUUAAAUUUAAAACGACAGUUACCGUCCUUAUCACACCUGAAAAGUUGCAUCGAGCGACGGGAUCUUUUAGAUUUAAAGCGACAGUUACCGUCCCUCUCACAUCUGAAAGGUGGCAUCGAACAACAGGAUAUUGUUGAUUUAAAAAAGGAUAUUUUAGAUUUAAAACGACAGUUAACGUCCUUAUCACACCUGAAAGGUUGUAUUGAACGACAGGAUAUUUUAGAUUUAAAAAAGGAUAUUUUAGAUUUAAAACGACAGCUACCGUCCUUAUCACACCUGAAAGAUGGUAUUGAACGACAGGAUAUUUUAGAGUUAAAAAGGGAUAUUUUAGAUUUAAAACGACAGUUACCGUCCUUCUCACAACUGAGAAGUGGUAUCAACCGACCGGAUAUUUUACAAUUUAAAAAGGAUAUUUUAGGUUUAAAACGACUGUUACCGUCCUUAUCACACGUUAGAGGUGAUAUCGAACGACGGAUAUCGUCCUUUAGAGCUCUCGAACGUCGGGUCCUAGGUCUGAGACAGGAGGCAUACGAUAUUGUUAACGAUCGUAUAUCCUCAUUUGAAAAUAACAUACGUUCACAAUUGGAAACGCAGCUAUCGUCCUUGAAAGAAGAUGCGAUUUCAUCAUUUAAGGAUAUGCUCAAGGGCUUACCAGCAGGAUUUGGUAAAGUAGCAAAUGUUGCGGGAAAAGUGAUCGGCGCCGUUACAGGUGCCAUGUCAUUAAUAGGCAAAAGUCAGGGUCACUGGAAAUGUGGAUUCAGAAAAGAAAAGUGCACCAAGGAAAGGUUCGAGUACCAGUAUAUUGACCAUCCAUACACUUGCGAUUUGCCUUGCGAGGAACGUGACGUCAAGGAAACCAUACAAAAAUUAUGUUGCUCCACUGUUUCUUGUGCGUCGUUUGUUGUCAAUGUGAGUUGCCUGACUGAAAAGACUCUUUGUAAAACGGCAAGAAGAAAAGCUCUGGAACAGAUUUCAAAGUUCAAAGCAAAUGCCGCCAAAUUACUUGAAAAUUUAGACAAUGCAAGCCAAAAUGUAUCUUAUUGGAAAAUGAAGAGAGAAAUUAUGGACAACAAAGUCCGUUCAUCUUCACAGUCUUUAAAUGCAUACCAGGAUGCCGAGCGUAGCCUAGAGAAAGCCUUCAAUGUCACGGUGGAAAAUCAAAAACGAAAAUGGAAAAUUUUAGCUAAGCCUAUGUUUUUAGGACAUAUUUUGAACGGAGAAGGCAAACCGCGAUUUGAGAUUAAAGGUAUCAAGUUCAAAGUUAAAGUGUCCUCAAAGCACAAUGCUACAUUAAUUCCGAUAAAUAUCACAACAGCGUUAAAUGGCACUCAACACAAACAAGUCUCGACUGUGCUGGAUUUCACCAAUCUAAACCGUUCUUUACGAAGCAUUGCGAAAGAGAUUCUUGUUGAGUAUGUGGGAGAUGUAUCUCGUAUUUCGCGAUGGAAACGCUCAGCAGAAAGCAAAAAUGUAUCAACGGAUGACUCAAAAUUCUACACCUUACAAACUUUCCAUCGAUUAUGUUCGGAGUUUCGUAAACACAAGCAAACUUUGUACGAAGCCGCGAUGUCCCUUUAUAAUUUGUCUUCUGAGAAUCAAGAUCUUCUUAAAGAGGAGACACAAAGAAAAAAAUCUUUAACUUCAAACAAAAGCACAAUUUUUGAACAGUUCAGGAUCAAUAAAACUAAGGCGUUGGAUAUAGGCAUCGUUGUUAAUUACGAUGCCUAUUUAAAUUUGCUUGCAAAUGACCAAGAACUUUUGGAGGCAAAGCAUUUUGAAGUCCAAGCUCUCAAGAACGAGUUUGAUGUUGUCCAUUUAAGUUCGAAAUUGCUCUACAGAAACUGGCUAGCGACCAUGGAAAGUAUUUUUUUGAAAUUCUCUGACGAGUGCAGUGGUUUUGACGACUGUCUGAAGUAUACCAUUGAUAGCUUAUUGGAAAUUGUUUUCGAGGCAAACGUACUUAGGUCAGACAGUCUAACGGAAAAAAUAAAAUAUAUCGAGGAAAUGUUCGUCAAUUUAACAAGACAAUCGGACGUAUCAGUCAGUGAUGCGGUAACUACAUCAUGGAACAUUUUGCAAUCCUUGGAAAACAUAACUGGUGUAGAAAACGUGUGUGCACAAGCUCCAAAUAUCACAGAACAUCCUAGGCCAUUCAUUGAGCUGGGUAUUAAUAACACACUUCUUUUAACGUGCAAUGCAACUGGAGAUUCCCUCGUUUACCAAUGGAAGUUCAACGGUAAAAUUUUGAACAAUCAAUCAAAAAGUAUUUUACGAAUAAACGAUGUGAGUCCAUUGCAUUCUGGGAACUAUUCUUGUGAUGUUUCGAAUCACGUGGCGAUCGCAUCUUCAAUUCCUGCGGUAGUUGUUAUUGGUACUCCACCGUUAAUUGUUCGUCAUCCUCCUCGUCGUCUCAAUGCUAUUCUAUCCGAAUAUGCCACACUUUUUUGUGAAGUAAAAAAGGAUACGAGCAACAUCUCUUAUCAAUGGUGGUUCAAUUCAUUCGAUUCUGGUCCUUUCGUGCCACUGACAAAUGAAAUAUUUUCUCAUCUUAGUCUUGCUCCAGUAAAAUCUUAUCAGGAAGGAUGGUACUUUUGCAACGUUUCAAAUCGAUUUGGCAACUCUAUUUCAAGAAAGAGUUUUGUCAAGGUGUUAAAGUACAGUCUUCCGGUGCCAGUUGCCAAGCUAACGUUGACAGUUAUAUCUCAGUCUCAUGAAAAGAAACCAGUUUUUUAUAAAAAUGUACUGGCUAAAAUCCUAGCUUCUCGUUUAGUAACCGCAGAUAACGACACGCAAUCGUCGGAGAAACUAAUUAAGGAGCUCAAUCCAGCUAUUUGCAAACAAAUUCCGCAAGAUGUCACACAGAGGUUUGGCCGCACAGAGACAUGUGAUUGGACAUUCAGCGUAAUUGGGGAGAAUGUGACCUCGAGCAUAUUCAAUAGUCCACCAUCGCAACAGAUCAAUGAAAUGAUCAGGUCAACUUCCAGGCUUAAAGAGGUUAUUGGAGGGUUGGGAAACGACACCAAUGGCGACAAAAUUAAAUUCUCGUCAGAUAACUAUAAUUUUUCCGCACCAAAAAAUUCUUUAGGGAUUACAAAGAUAUCUUUUAUGUGUCCUCAAGGCCAGGUUUUCAUUGAAGAUGUCUAUAAAUGCGCCCAUUGUCCACCAGGAUCUUAUGGCACAAUGGAAAAUGGCAUUGCAAUAUGCAUUACCUGCCCGCGAGGGUUUUAUCAAUCAAUUCCUGGUCAAAUAUCUUGCAGCAAGUGCCCUGGAGGUUUUCAAACUGCCAACAAUGGUGCUUACGAUCAAAAACAGUGUGAAGACGAAAAUAAAUUCUUCCUCGUAUUUAUACUGGUGAAUAACUAUCAUGGUGAUGUACUUGUCACGGCAAACGUAUCGGGCAAGUUUGCAAAGUUUAAUUUAAAACCAACGAAUAGAGUUGUGAAAAGUAAGAAAUGGAAAACAGAAAGGUCGUUGAUUUUAAGUGCAGUCGAUGCUAGUACAAACCAAACGGUCGACAUCAAUGGGCAAUCAAUUAUUUGUCUGCAAUCUACAUCUAAGGAACGCGUAUCACUGAGAGUUCUGACUAUCCAAGCGAAAACAAGUCCUGUUGUGCCGUCGACAAAUGAACUUGAAAAUUUCAAUGACCCUCUCAACGUAAUGGAAGACGAAGGUAAAUUUCAUUUUCUAUUCCUGGUGGUAAAUAAUUAUCAUGGUACUGUACUUGUUACGACAAAUAUGUCCAGUGGGCUGGAAAAUUUUUAUCUCAACGCAACAAAUACAGUGGUAAUAAGUAGGAAAAGCAAGGAAGAAGUACCAAUGAUCGUAAGUGCGGUCGAUGCUAGAACAAGUCUAACUGUCGAGAUUAAUGGACGAUCAAUUGUUCGACUUCAACCAAUGACGAAACAUUCUUCAUUGAAUGUUCUCAUUAUUAAAGCCCAAGUGACUCCUGCUCUACCUUUGACAACCGAAGACGAAAAUUUUGAUGACCCUAUCAUUGUAAAUGAAGAAAUAGCACGAGAUGGUCAGGGUACCAAGACCAGCAGUGAAUGAAUAUACAGGCCAACAAAACUACAUUUAUCUCAACUGUAUGGCUUUUUUCUAUGUGUUUAAUCAAGAGAGAUCAUUCUAUAUAUCCAAAUAAUGAUUCGUUAAUUUCGUUUGUUUUUCUAGUUAAAUAUGAUAAACAUGUGAAUGAUUGGGGUGUUUGUGCGGGACAAUCUCUUUUAUGUGUCUAAGUAGCUAUAUUUUAUGGUGCAUGGUGAUUUAAAAAUUUGCAUAAAAUUUGCAUUU
Dendronephthya gigantea is the source of this 8787-nucleotide messenger RNA. RefSeq lists its product as uncharacterized. Lineage: Eukaryota; Metazoa; Cnidaria; Anthozoa; Malacalcyonacea; Nephtheidae. The transcript has 16 exons. The coding region runs from base 1 to 8547 and encodes 2848 amino acids. The record is from RefSeq and is a predicted model, not a curated record. Gene Ontology annotation, molecular function: calcium ion binding.